Molecule: messenger RNA, 2386 nt
Organism: Drosophila subobscura
Lineage: Eukaryota; Metazoa; Arthropoda; Insecta; Diptera; Drosophilidae
Product: polycystic kidney disease 2-like 2 protein
Exons: 1
Coding region: 228-2366 (712 amino acids)
Biological process (GO): detection of mechanical stimulus
Cellular component (GO): membrane
Molecular function (GO): calcium channel activity; calcium ion binding
Source: RefSeq, a predicted model, not a curated record
GCAGUGGAGUGCCCGGUGCGGAAUUUACUUCUGGCUGCCACAUUUCAGUUGUUACUCAAUGAAAGUUCGAGACGGAAUGAAGUUCAACCUUUUGGAAUGGUUUUGCCGGACUACUACGAAAGGGAAUGAAUCUCAACUAGCCUCAGAAAGUGGAUCAAAUGUUCAAAUAAACUGUAACACAGCAGGCAGAGGGACUCUUGUCAGUUGUAAGAAAUCUCAGCCUGGAAAUGGACACCCAGCAGCAGGAACAGCCGUCGGCUGUCAGCAUUGGGGGGCAGGUCUCUCAGGCGGCCUCACAAUGGAUAAACGUAGUGGAAACUGCUGCUCCACCUGCGACAGAGGAGCCGCAAGUGGAGGCCGCACAACGGAAAGGCAAGAGAAAAGGCAAACUCGAAGGCUUGCAGAUACCCGUGGAACAUCCACGACCAUCCCGUUGGCGCAGGAAGCCCCCGAAGGCGCCCAAGGCACUCAAGAAGAAAACAACUCAGAUUCUGUACACCACGGACGAGCAGGUGCGCGACGCGCUGCUGGAGUUCCUCGUCUUCAUUGUGUUCCUGACACUCACCUCGCUGAUCGCGCUGACCGUGCGGAGUCCGUACAUGUUCUACUUCAACGACACGACCAAGAAGCUCUUUGUGACCCGCAGUCUGGUGGUGGCACCCUCGGUGACCAAUUGCUUUGAGAACAUUGUCCAAGUGUCGGACUGGUACGACUACUUGAUCUACAACUUUCUGAUAACUCUGCACGGAGACAUGACAGCGGACGAGGACGAGGAUGGAGCAAAGACCAAUUCCCUGGGUGGCUCCGAUCCGAUUGAGAACCUUCGCGCUCGCAGAUUCAUGUACGAGAAUUUGCUGCUGGGUCCGCCGCGUCUGCGCCAGAUACGAGUGUCGAAGCAGAGAUGUCAUAUGGGCUGGCACUUUGACGCCUGCUACGACGACUAUUCGCGGGGAGUCGAGGAGCGGAAUGAGUCCCACAAGGGCUCGGAGUAUCGGAGCAUGCGCGAGGCGGAGGCGACACCUUUUUGGACGCUGCUCGCCUACUACAGCACCGGCGGCUACACUGUGGAUCUGACGUACGACAAGGAGGUGAAUCUGCGGAAGAUCCACGAGCUGAAGACCAUCCACUGGCUGGACCGCAGCACCAGGCUGUGCCUCGUCGAGUUCAAUCUCUUCAACGAGAACACGGACAUCUUCCAGAGCGUCAAGCUGAUCGCAGAGAUCCCAGCCUCGGGCGUGGUCCUGCCCCAAGCGCGCAUGCAGACAGUCAAGAAGUAUUCCUUCUUCACGGAUCCCGAUCCCAAGCAGACUCUGCUGUACAUUGUCUGGUAUCUGAUGAUCGUCUACUACACCGUCAUCGAGAUCAACGAGCUGCGGCUGUCGGGCUUCAGGGCGCACUUCAAGUCCUUCCUGAACAUCCUCGAGUGCUUCCUGCUGCCGAUCUGCUAUCUGGCCUUGGCCUACAACAUUUGGCACACCGUCGAAGUGGAGUCGCUCGUGAGCAAGGCACAGAGGCAGGAGGUCUACCAGAGCAUCGAUGUGCUCUGCUUCCUGAACAUUAUCUACGUGAACAUGAUGGCCAUACUGGCAUUCCUCGUGUGGAUCAAGCUGUUCAAGUUCAUCAGCCUGAACAAGACCUUGGUGGAGUGGACGACGACGCUGAGCAGAUGCUCCAAGGACUUGGCCGGCUUCAGCCUCAUGUUCGGCAUUGUGUUCGUGAUCUACGCCCGGCUGGGACUGCUGCUCUUUGGCAGCAACCAUCCGGACUUCUACAGCAUCGUCAUCUCCAUGCUCACCAUGAUACGCAUGAUCCUGGGCGACUUUCGGUACAACCUGAUCCAGGAGUCGGAUCGCCUGAUCGGUCCCAUCUACUUCAUCACUUACAUUCUGCUGGUGUUCUUCAUUCUGCUGAACAUAUUCCUGGCCAUCAUCAUGGAGUCGUACAGUGCGGUGAAGAGUGGCACCGACAUCCAGGGCACCCAGCUGGCCUCCUUUGUCUACCGGAAGAUCACGGGUGCCGUCUACUGGAUCUACUGUCGCCUGUGCAAGCAGCGCGCGAAGAGUGUCAAGGCCCAGCUGGUGCGCCUGAAGCCUUUUCCCACCAGAAAGUCCCGUCCAUCGCCCUUCCGCAAGCGCGCCGAUCAGGACAAUGCCACCGCAGAGUUUGAGGAGCCUGCGAAAAGGAGAAACUUGACUGCAGCCGAGACACUCUACUUUCAUGCCAUGCCGAAGGAUACGCAGAACAGGAAAGCGUUUCGAGUGAAUCAACGCAUCACACUGCUCGAGGAAAUGCUGGAUAGGCUGGUGGCCAACAUGGCAGACAUCACCAGGAGCCUGGACAGAGUCUACGGGGAAGGUGCUCAGUGAGUGUGGCUCAAGGUUCGAGU